AGCAACAGCGGUUACAAUCAGAGGCUCAGUCUUGGAUCUCGGUGAAGAAUGGCCAAAACUAUUAAAUCCGCUUUGGCAGACACUCUGGAGAACCUAUCAAAGGGGGAUUUUGAGAGGUUCUGCCACCAGCUUCUGGACCGCAGAGAAGAGCCGCGGGUAAAACGCAACAGGGUGGAGGGCAAAAGCCGUCUGCAGAUCACAGACGUGCUGGUGUCUACUUUUACCGAGGAGCGGGCUCUGACGGUGGUUCUCGAGAUCCUGAAAGCGAUCGGCUGCAAUCAGCUGGCGAAAGAACUCGAGGAUGCUACAGGUGGAAACUUCUCAAAACCUGAUCCCGGUGACAGGGCCCGGCAUCCACAGCAGCAGUUCAGCAUGGAUAUUGAGAGGACCCAUGAGCCACUGCCCACUCCUCCUCCUAAUGAGUCAGACUACUACACUCUGACUCAUAACCCACGUGGUUGGUGCGUGGUCUUCAACAAUGAGAUCUUCACAGGAGGUCUGAAUAAUCGAAAAGGAACUCAGGAGGAUGCAGAUACUCUGAAAGAAGUGUUCACUCGCUUAGGUUUUCAAGUGAAGAUACACAACAACUGUACUGCAGAGCAGAUGGAGAAGAAAAUAAAUGAUCUUGGCAAGAAUAAUUUCAAAAGUGAUGAUGGCUUGGUGGUGUUCGUGCUUUCACAUGGAGAAAAGGGGUGUGUCUUUGGCACUGAUGGGGAAAAGGUGCUCCUGAAAGAGCUGACGGACCCCUUUACAAGUGGAAGAGCUCCAACCUUGACAGGGAAGCCCAAACUCUUCUUCAUUCAAGCCUGUCAAGGUGAUGAGGACGAGAACCGAAAAAAAGAAGCAUGGCAAGCUGACGCUUCAAUCCCUGAUGAGACAGUGCCUGAGCUAGCAGACUUUCUGAUCGGCAUGUCCACAGUAGAGGAGUGCAAGUCCUUUCGAAACAAACGCACAGGAUCUAUCUACAUCCAGGAACUGUGCAAACAGCUGAAAAUAGCAGCAGAAAGCCAGGUGAUGGACGAUAUCCUCACUGUCCUGACACGUGUGAACAGGGAGAUCAGCAAAGGAGAGUUUUUAUCCUACAAACAAAUGCCGGAGCCCAAAUACACUCUCACCAAGAAGCUUGUCCUCAAAUAUAUAUGACCUGACUGUGACCAAAUACAACACUGCAAGUCUGCACAAUUCCUGCAUAGAAAAAUGUUUUUCACCUCAGAAUCAUACAUUCUUUCUUGGGCCUAUAUGCUAUUUACCUAAAUUAAAUUUUUAAU
Maylandia zebra (zebra mbuna) is the source of this 1268-nucleotide messenger RNA. The record is from RefSeq and is a predicted model, not a curated record. Lineage: Eukaryota; Metazoa; Chordata; Actinopteri; Cichliformes; Cichlidae.